Messenger RNA from Pterocles gutturalis (yellow-throated sandgrouse), 1635 nucleotides. It is a transcript of the gene DNAJC7, whose product is annotated as DnaJ (Hsp40) homolog, subfamily C, member 7. NCBI's taxonomy places the organism in Eukaryota, Metazoa, Chordata, Aves, Pterocliformes, Pteroclidae. The coding region runs from base 133 to 1401 and encodes 422 amino acids. The record is from RefSeq and is a predicted model, not a curated record. Gene Ontology annotation, molecular function: protein binding. The transcript has 13 exons.
GAGUCGUUCAAGGAACAAGGAAACGCAUACUAUGCCAAGAAAGAUUACAAUGAAGCGUACAACUAUUACACAAAAGCCAUAGAUACCUGUCCUGAUAACGCCAGUUAUUAUGGGAACAGAGCUGCCACACUCAUGAUGUUGGGGAGAUUCCGAGAAGCUCUUGGAGAUGCUCAGCAGUCUGUCAGAUUGGAUGAUAGCUUUGUACGGGGCCAUUUGCGGGAAGGGAAGUGCCACCUUUCCCUAGGGAAUGCCAUGGCUGCCAGCCGCUGCUUUCAACGAGUUCUAGAACUGGAUCAUAAGAAUACCCAGGCGCAGCAAGAGCUGAAGAACGCCAGUACUGUGCUUGAGUAUGAAAAAAUAGCUGAAGUGGAUUUUGAGAAACGGGAUUUCAGGAAGGUUGUAUUUUGCAUGGAUCGUGCUUUGGAGUUUGCUCCUGCUUGUCACCGGUUCAAGAUCCUCAAGGCUGAAUGUUUAGCGUUGUUGGGGCGCUACCCAGAAGCACAGUCUGUAGCAAGUGACAUCUUACGAAUGGACUCUACAAAUGCAGACGCUCUGUAUGUCCGAGGUCUCUGCCUUUAUUACGAGGACUGUAUUGAGAAAGCAGUGCAGUUCUUUGUCCAGGCACUCAGAAUGGCUCCUGAUCAUGAGAAAGCAUGUCUUGCCUGCCGUAAUGCCAAAGCACUUAAAGCAAAGAAAGAAGAUGGGAAUAAAGCAUUCAAGGAAGGAAACUACAAACUAGCAUAUGAACUAUACACAGAGGCACUAGGAAUAGAUCCAAAUAACAUAAAAACAAAUGCCAAACUCUACUGCAACCGGGGGACGGUUAAUUCAAAGCUUAGGAAACUUGAAGAAGCAAUAGAUGACUGCACGAAUGCAGUGAAACUGGAUGACACCUAUAUCAAGGCAUACUUGAGGAGAGCACAGUGUUACAUGGACACAGAACAAUAUGAAGAUGCUGUAAGAGACUAUGAAAAGGUUUAUCAGACAGAAAAAACAAAAGAACACAAGCAGCUUCUAAAGAAUGCACAAGUGGAACUGAAAAAGAGCAAACGGAAAGACUACUACAAAAUCCUUGGGGUUGACAAAAAUGCCUCUGAAGAUGAGAUCAAGAAGGCUUACAGGAAAAGAGCACUAAUGCAUCAUCCAGACCGACACAGUGGGGCAAGUGCGGAAGUACAGAAGGAAGAGGAGAAGAAAUUUAAGGAGGUUGGUGAAGCCUUUACCAUCCUGUCAGAUCCCAAGAAGAAGGCCCGCUAUGACAGUGGGCAGGAUCUAGAUGAAGAUGGAUUGAACAUGGGAGACUUUGAUGCAAAUAACAUCUUCAAGGCCUUCUUUGGUGGGCCAGGUGGCUUCAGCUUUGAAGCUUCUGGGCCUGGAAAUUUCUUUUUCCAGUUUGGCUAACAAAACCAACCCCACGCAUACCUGAUCUGCUUAUUUUAACCUUGAACAUGGACGUACUUAGACUCCUUCCUUCAUCAUGUCUCAUGUACCUAGAGCAGUUUCAUUUUCCUCGGUUGGAGACCUCUGUUUGUGUGCUUUUGUGUGUGAAGAGGAAACCAGCUCGGGAGGGGAAGGCUUGUGAAUUUUGUUUUACUGUUAACUUUAUUAAAAAAAAAAAAAAUAAAGCUUUGAAUC